Molecule: messenger RNA, 2324 nt
Organism: Brassica rapa (field mustard)
Lineage: Eukaryota; Viridiplantae; Streptophyta; Magnoliopsida; Brassicales; Brassicaceae
Source: RefSeq, a predicted model, not a curated record
AUGUCUGUAACUGCAAAGAUACGGUUUCUUCCUCCUCACGUUACUACUGUAAUCUUCCCAACAACUCAAUGUAACCCUCUAGAAGAGAAAGACCUCAUAGCAUUGAUCAAUCUCUAGUUUAUCCUUACACGAUUUGAUGGUGUGAGAGGAUCCAGGGACAAUGCUUACAUUGAAAGUGGAUUUAAUAGUCUCUCUGAACUCUCUAUGUCAAAGUUCUUGGGAGUUCGGAAGCUCCUUACAUUGUUCACAAUCACACAUGUCGUCCUUUAUCAUUGAUUCUAUGUUUUGUCUCUUUUUAAAAAACAAGCAUUUCCAUCUCAACCACUUAAGAUUUCCCACUAGACUUCUUUUCCAAAAAUAGCAUAUUAUGUUCAACUGUAGUCUAAGAUUAGGUUUGAUGCUUUUUCUUUUAUCAAAAGGGUUUGAUGCUUAAUAACUGUUUAGGUUGAAGAAUUAAAUCACAUUGAUUGUUGUUUGUUUGGUUAUCCAAACACAUUCAUUGCUGAGUAUUUGGAGUAGGUCUCUUUUGACCUAGUAAAGAUCUUCACAUGUUUAUGAAAAGAAAUACACUAAUUAUCUUGAUGCGGUUGCUUUUACCUCCUGAUGGGUUUAUGCUUAGCCUUUGAAAGAUGCAGCAGCAAACAGGCCAUUGUUUUUUUUUUUUUUUUUUUUUGGUAAACAUAAGCUACCAAAAAUUGUUUGUACAGUGUGGUUUAGUUUGUAAAAGUUAUAGAAGACAAUUAUGUAUAACUUAACCACAAUUAAAUCUGGAGUAACAGAAAUACCCACCCACCUACCUACCUACUCCAUGAAAAGUUCAUUCCGUUUUCCAAACUCUCAGUCGGCGCGUAAUCCUAGUUUAGAUGUACUAGACUACACGGUGUUCUUAUACACGUGACACAAAACGGAGCGUAGCUCAUUCUGUUUUGGCAUUAUUACUGACGUGGCAAAAUCGGACAUAAGCUUCCUAAGUGAUAAACUCAUAAGCUAUGUAUACGGUAGGCCUGGACACGGAUCAAAUAUCCGAGUUUUGAAAGUAUUUGUGAUUUGUUUUGUAUGCUACGAAUAUCUAAUUUUUCGAUUUGCUUUGCUUCGAAAAAAUACGGAUAUUCGAAAAAACGGAUAUCCAAAAAAUAAAUAGAUAUUUGCGGAUAUUUACGAAUACGUACGGAUAUCUCAUAUGUUUUGAUUAAUGCAAAUAAUCUUAAAAAUUUGAUACAAAUUUAUUUUGUAAAAUAUUGUUUGCAUGAUAUAUAAGAUAAAAUUAAAAUAAAUAGUGAAUCCACAUAUUUUGUAAAAAAAAAUUAAACUUAUUUAAAAUUUAUAAUAAGACAAAACUUAAGAAAAAAUUAUAAUUGUCAUAAAUUUAGUCAUUUCCUUUUAUGUAAUAUUUUUAUAUAAGUAAUAAUGUGAAUAGAAUUUGUCAAAUCAUAUGUUAGAAUAACAAUUAUAUAAUUUUAUACAUUUAAAAAAUCAAGAUAUACAUGAUUUAUAUAUUACCGGUUCGGAUCGGACAUUCGCUUCCCAAAAUUUUAAUAUUUGUGAUUUGCUUCGAUUUUAACGGAUAUUGAUUUUUAGUAUUUGCUUUGCUUCGAAGGUUUACGGAUAUCCGGAAUAUUCGAAUCAAAUCGAAACGAAUAACGAAUCGAAUCAAAUUUAACUCGAAAAAAUUGGGUGCUAUCAUAUAGCUUUGUAUCGGCUAAGUUCACGAGUUGGAGAUAAGCGGACUCGAACCGCUGAUAUCCACCACAGGGAUGUGCGUUUGAGUUAAAUAUACCAUGGGUACUGUGGUUGGAACUGUUGUUGAGGAGUGCAGAGAGUUGUUUGAAGGGCAGUGCUCAGACAAGGAUCACACCCAACAACUCAGAUUGCCUACAAGCUUGUCUGGGUUGCAGGAGAUGGGAGACUAGUGCCUGCAACCGAUGAAGAAAUUUUGGAGGUGAACGAGUCGGAUAUGUAUACUGCAUCAGAUGCUUCUCAGACUAUAGGCUACCUUCCUGCCCAAGGGUUACCUCCUCGGUUGUCCCACCCACAUUAAAUUUCUCAAGACCAGGUGAGAAGAAAUCAGAAUCUAUCUGAAAAUCUGAGGUCAGGUCUAUUAUCGUAUCCUCAAGGAAGAGAGUUGCCGUCACCAGGGUGGUAUCCUUUGCUGGAUCUGAAAUUGAGGUUCCAUAUGUUUCUCAUGUCAGAAGAAGCCGUCCAAGUGAGUACAUUAUUUUUGGCUCUUAUAGUAUUUAUCUUGGUUACUCAUUCUUCUCAAUAUUGCACAUAUGGGAAAAACGAUUUGUGUAUGUUCUUGUGUGCGUAGUUAGCUUUGCUUUUAA